Syngnathus typhle (broad-nosed pipefish) is the source of this 1022-nucleotide messenger RNA. Its product is annotated as retinoschisin-like. The coding region runs from base 349 to 1002 and encodes 217 amino acids. The record is from RefSeq and is a predicted model, not a curated record. Lineage: Eukaryota; Metazoa; Chordata; Actinopteri; Syngnathiformes; Syngnathidae. The transcript has 5 exons.
UAAACGGUAUUUUUUGUGUGAAAUGCAUGCACAUUUUAAAUAACUUGCAUAAAGACAUCCAAAACUGAAACUUGACCUUUGGUUUCUCUGCUGCUUGUAUACAAUGGCUGAGAAAGUUGGAUGUGUCACUCAUUUAAGCAGUGAGCCAAUAAUGCGUAUUAGAUAAAGACCUCACGCUUGACUGCAUUGGAUUAGUGUAAUCUCAAUCGCAAUCCCGACGCAGGGCUCACAUCCCAUUUUCAGCACGGCAGAGCAACGAGAUGGAGGCCAGCGUUCUUCGUUGGGCCGCUCUCCUUUUCUUCCUUGUCCUCUUGCAGGGAAGAGGAGAUCCUGCAGGUGGAGGAGGAGAUGCAGGAGGAGGAUCAGCAGAUCCAGGAGACAUGGACCAGCAGGAACGUGCAAGCGUGUACCUGCGACUGUGAGGCCAUGGUGCCCACCAGCCUCUCCGAGACCGUCGCGCCCACCUUGCCGCCGGAGCCAUUUCAAGGCCAACCAUUGACUUGCAUGCCAGAGUGUCCGUACCACAGAGCCCUGGGCUUCGAGUCCGGCUGGGUGACGUCGGACCAGAUCAGCAGCUCCCAUCAGGACCAGUACAGCAGCUGGUACUCCUCCUGGGUCCCCAACAAGGCUCGACUCAACAACCAGGGCUUUGGGUGCGCCUGGUUGUCCAAGUACAACGACCAGCACCAGUGGCUGCAGAUCGACUUGCGGGAAGUGGGCGCGGUCUCGGGCAUCCUGACGCAGGGUCGCUGCGACUCGGACGAGUGGAUCACCAAGUACAGCAUCCAGUACCGCACGGAGGAAACGCUCAACUGGGUCUACUACAAGGACCAGACGGGAAAUAACCGGGUCUUCUACGGAAAUUCGGACCGCUCGUCCACGGUGCAGAACCUUCUGCGCCCGCCCAUCGUGGCACGCUACAUCCGCCUGCUGCCUCUGGGCUGGCACACCCGCAUCGCCGUCCGGAUGGAGCUGCUCAUGUGCAUGGCCAAGUGCGGCUGAGUGACCUGCCGGGACGACAC